UAUAAAUAAACUAACCAUUUAAAUAUUUAAUGCACAAAAUGGUUGAUGAAUUUUUCAGUGUGGGAUGGGGCAAACUGUUGUUGAUUGUAGUAUUUUUACAAAGUUGUCAGCAAUCAUUACAAUCGAAAUCUCUAAAUGAUUUGGAAAAGAUAGAAGCUAAUCUACGUAACAAAGCAUCAGAACAACUAGCUGCUGGCGGUAUGGAUCCAUUGACUAAAAUGCGAGCACUCUGCUUGACACGCGGCGCUACCGGCAUUCAUGGCUUGGGAAGAGCCUUUCGCAAUAUGGAUGAUGAUGGCAGCAAAGCAUUAAACGAAGAAGAAUUUACAAAAGGUGUUAAAGAAUUUGGUCUGGAUAUAAGUAAAGAGGAGAUUAAGCAAUUGUUUCGCAGCUUUGAUGAAGACGGUAGUGGUUCGAUAAAUAUGACAGAAUUUCUUCUCAAGUUAAGACCUCCUAUGUCACAGCAACGUAUAGCGGUAAUAAAUCAAGCUUUUGCGAAAAUGGAUAAAACCGGCGAUGGUGUUAUUACUUUAGCGGAUUUAAAGAAUGUCUAUAGCGCCCGCGAGCAUCCCAAAUUUAAGAGCGGUGAAAAGAGUGAAGACGAAAUUUUAACAGAAUUCCUGCAUACUUUCGAGGGUGGACGCGGAAACGGAGAUGGACAAGUUACGAAAGAAGAGUUUACAAAUUACUACGCCAGUAUUAGUGCGUCCAUUGACAGUGACGAGUACUUUGAAGUUAUGAUGAAAAAAGCUUAUGUCCUGCAAUAAAAUAAUGUAAACUCUUUAGAUGAUUUUCUUGUUGCCUAAACUAAUCUCCUUUUAAUUUAGAUGAACGCAUGUGUGUGUUUAUGUAACACUAUUUAUUGAAGUAGAUUUAUUUAAACGUAUAUCCUAGCAUUAAAUACGGAAGCACAUAACAAUAAACUAUUAAUUUAUGUGAAAGCACA
Molecule: messenger RNA, 946 nt
Organism: Glossina fuscipes
Lineage: Eukaryota; Metazoa; Arthropoda; Insecta; Diptera; Glossinidae
Product: calcyphosin-like
Exons: 8
Coding region: 30-767 (245 amino acids)
Molecular function (GO): calcium ion binding
Source: RefSeq, a predicted model, not a curated record